GAUAUAAUAUGUAAACUUAACUAGCACGGAAUAAACUCGAUUGUGAAAAGAUAUUUUAGAUAACUGGAAUUUACUUUCGAUGUUCGACACAAUAUUUAAGUGACUCAGGAACUUUCGUUAUCAAUACUCUGUUGUGUUUUUUUCUCCAAUAAUUCUGCUUAGAUUUCCUAUUAAGAGAGCUAUUUUCCAGGCUGGCUUACAUUGUUGCCUUUGCAUAACGGAUUUAAAGAGCACAAGUGAAUCUGAGAAUACUAUGCCAACUCUAGCGGAGUCCCGUAGCUCACUGUUCAACAUUAAGUUAGCCUCAUGGAUUGUGCGGCUCAGCGCUAUCUUCUGCAUGGUGGGUUCCGCGGUUACUUUGGCAAUAACCGACGUCGAAGUCGUCGCCAUUAUAUCGUUCGUCGUCGGUUGUGCAGCACUGACUCAACCUCUGUUAGCAUCAUGUUGUUAUAACCGAAAUCCCGAGGAUUGUAAGAGUUGGAAACUGACCGCUGGCAAGAUAUUUCUUUAUUUCUGGAUGUUUUUAAUGAACUGCAUCUUGGUCGGUUUCAUCGCCUACGGACUCGUCUAUCUCUUUGCAUUCGUCGUUCCCAAUGAUGAUACGUUCUUCGCUAGUUGGAUCGGUAUUCUCUGCCUAUUUGUUUUCCUGAUUUGCAUCGUCCUUACCGUGGUCAACAUCUACACCUUCUGUGUGGUCCACAAGAACGGCUGCUGUUUCAUGACCUCUUUCAACAGAAAUGCUUUGAACGUGGAUCCAGAGGCUACACCCGUGGCUAUUUUCAAGCCGACACAGCAAAUGAUGUUUGGCCCUAAACCGGAACUGGACGGAGCUACUACCUGUAGGGUGUACCCCGAUCCUCCGCCCCCAUACCAGGACCAGUGUCCGCCAUAUAGUGAAAACAACAUAUGAACUUGUUUACAUUUGCUUAUAACAAAACAAAACAAGGAAAAUUAUAUGUUCUACAGCCUACGUCACAUGGCAGAUACCGUAGGGAACACGUUAUCAAGAGUCGUCGUCCGUUUUUUCAUUCGAUUCCAAGAAAUCACAUUUUCAUUUACGACGUUUUUACCAUACUUUGUUUUCAUGUGUAUUGGCAAAACCUUUUUCGGAUAAUCUACCAAACCGCUCUAGUAGCUCCAAGCGGCCGACAUAUUCACUUUAUGGAACAAAAUGCGAGUUUUUGUUUGUGACAGAAUAACAUUAUUUUAAAACCUUAAAAGUAUUGGCAUUGCAAACGUCAACAUUACAAAUGAUAUAAUAAAUGCACAGUAUGAUACGGACUCAAUGAAAACCAUAAGACAUUGUUUUACCCAACAUCUGUGUUUUUGCCGCUGUGUAUUUUGCAUUUUAGAUUGCAGUACAAAGCUGCAAAUUUUGAGCCAUUGUACUGUAUUGUCAAAUUUUGAAAACACAGGCCAUUAUCAUUCAAUGUAGCAAAGAAAUAAAGCAUAAUUAAAAUGAA
Messenger RNA from Mya arenaria, 1463 nucleotides. RefSeq lists its product as uncharacterized. Bases 254 to 910 code for a protein of 218 amino acids. The transcript has 5 exons. The record is from RefSeq and is a predicted model, not a curated record. NCBI's taxonomy places the organism in Eukaryota, Metazoa, Mollusca, Bivalvia, Myida, Myidae.